AUGCCUCUUAUUAUUAUUACAGGAUUCCCAUCCAGUGGGAAAACACAACGCGCCAAUGAAAUUAAAGACUUUUUAACAAGUAGACUCGAACAAGAAAAGAAGUCGUUCCGAAUUCACGUGAUUAACGAUGAAAGUCUGCACAUUCCAAAGGAUGCUUAUAACGCCAUUGGCACCGCGCAUUGUGUGGUGCAUACAGGUGUUCCUAUUUCAUUAGCUAAAGAGUGGAACGCCAAUCGAACGGAUGGAUAUGAUGAAAUGAUUUUUGAUGAAUUAGUGUCGAGAUAUGAGGAGCCUGAGGAACGCAACCGAUGGGACUCACCUUUAUUCACAUUAAUCCAUGACGAUGUAGAGAUUCCUGCUGAUAGAAUUUGGGAUGCUGUGAUAUUAAAAAAGCCACCUCCACCUAAUAAAUCCACCGUAUCCAAGCCCGUAUCUGCGACAAAUUACGUGUAUGAAUUAGAUAAGGCUACCUUGGAGAUUAUUAAUGCGUUUGUUGAAAGUCAAAGAGAAUUUGGACCUGGUGGAAAUCCAAUGGUCGUACCUAGAUCCCAAACCAAAGUCAUCAAUCCUUCACGCACGAUUACUUCUUCUGAAUUAAGAAGACUUCGUAAACAAUUUGUAACUUAUAACAAGAUGAAUACUACUUUAGACGUGGAUCGUUUAGGGGAUGUUUUUGUGGAAUAUCUCAAUUCCAAUUUAGAAUAA
Messenger RNA from Mucor mucedo, 705 nucleotides. Its product is annotated as chromatin associated protein KTI12-domain-containing protein. The record is from RefSeq and is a predicted model, not a curated record. Bases 1 to 705 code for a protein of 234 amino acids. NCBI's taxonomy places the organism in Eukaryota, Fungi, Mucoromycota, Mucoromycetes, Mucorales, Mucoraceae. The transcript is spliced from 2 exons.